Lactuca saligna is the source of this 2653-nucleotide messenger RNA. NCBI's taxonomy places the organism in Eukaryota, Viridiplantae, Streptophyta, Magnoliopsida, Asterales, Asteraceae. The record is from the annotation of a GenBank genome assembly.
AUGUUUCUAAGCAGGAAGAACGAUUCUCCUAAGUCUCAUUUAAAGGCAAAACUGUCCAAUAUUAGAAUUGGUUCUAAAUGCCGCUUCUUUUCAGAAAUUAAAUCUCUAUCUGCGCAUCUCGUGCUCACAUAUAUAAAAUUAAAGAACACAAGGGAGAAACAAAACUCAGAAAUGAAGAUUUAUGUGGUUGCAAUUUUGGGUUUAUUGAUAAUUUCUUCCACACGAAAUUGUUUCGGGUUUACUGAUCCUGUUGAUAUUUUAGCCAUAAAUAGCCUAUACGCCGCCCUCGGUUUCCCUCCUCUUCUGGGAUGGCUGCUCGCAGGAGGAGAUCCGUGUUUAGAAGGUUGGCAAGGUGUUCAAUGCGUCAAUUCCAACAUAACAGGAAUAGUCCUUAACGAUGCUAAUUUGGGAGGUGAACUCGGUGAGAAUUUGGGAGCUUUUGCUUCAAUCAUACAAAUAGAUUUGAGCAAUAACCACAUUGGAGGCAAUAUUCCAUCAGAUUUGCCAAUUACCCUCAAGACAUUCUUUCUCUCUGGGAACCAACUUAAGGGAAGCAUACCAGAGUCAUUGUCUACUUUAGGCCAAUUGACAGAUUUGUCUUUGAACAACAACCAUUUGAGUGGAGUCAUUCCAGAUUCCUUUCAACAACUUAUCGCAUUGAGUAAUUUGGACUUAUCUCGCAACAAUCUAAGUGGCCCUUUGCCUCCUUCAAUGGUGAACUUGUCAUCAAUUUCCACGUUGCAUUUAGAGGACAAUUAUCUCACUGGGGUACUCGAUGUGUUGCAAGAUCUUCCCCUUAUUGAUUUGGAUAUCGAGAAUAAUCUUUUCUCUGGGCCAAUCCCACCGAAAUUGUUGAGCAUUCCAAAUUUCAGAAACAAAGGAAACCCUUUUAAUACAACCAUGAUUCCUUCGCCACCUCUCUCAUCUCCUUCACCAUUCCCGCCUCAAACUCCGGAAACAAGCUCCGGAAUUGAAGCACUUGGACCUUCUUCUCCAAAGCUACCACACGAUUCCGGUCAACAAAAGUCAAUAUUUAGUAGUAAAGUUGUUUGGGUUGCAAUUAGUGGAUUCUUGAUUAUUGUUUUGCUUGCACUUGGAUUUUGCAUUCGCAUGUCAAAACGCUACAAAGAAAAGUCAAGUAUCAAAGUUAGUGAUCAUAUCAAGUCUUCCUCAAAUCCACCUCAUCUUAAAGAGAAUGAAGCUCAAAGGAAUGAUAAUGGAAGAAAUAACUUAUUGCCAAUAUCCAAUGUGAAAGAAAAGAAAAAGGAAACCAUUUCCAUGAAUCCAACACCUCCUCAACUUCUUUCAAGAGAAAGUGUCAUUGUAAAGCCAAUGGUGAUUCCAACAAACACAAAUGCGAACACUUCAAGAAACAUAAAUUCUCCCAAAUCUUUCUCAAUUGCUUCUCUUCAACAAUAUACGAAUAGCUUCUCUCAAGAAAAUUUUAUUGGUAGAGGCGUACUUGGCCCAGUUUACAAAGCCCAAUUCUCUAAUGGAAAGGUAUUUGUAGUAAGAAAAUUGGAGAAUAUAUCUUUGAGGCAAUGGAGUGAUGAAGAUUUCAUGGGUAUGGUGUCGAAUGUCUCAAAACUUCAAAAUGAAAAUAUAGUUGGAGUCGAAGGUUAUUGUAUAGAACAUGGACAAAGGCUUUUUGUCUAUGAAUAUUGUAAAAACGGGACAUUACAUGAAGCAUUGCACCUUGAUGAUGAGAUUCAUGAAAAACUUUCAUGGAAUGCUCGUGUACAUUUGGCACUUCAAGCAGCAAAAGCAUUGGAGUACUUACAUGAGACUUGUCAACCGAUUGUUGCACAUAAAAACUUCAAGUCAACAAAUAUUCUUCUUGAUGAAGAGCUUAAUGUACGUGUUUCGGAUUGUGGUUUGGCCCCACUACUACCAUCAAGCCACAUUAGUAAGUUGCAAGCGUCGGGAUACGGUGCCCCUGAAUUGGAAUCGGGAAGUUAUACUUAUCAAAGUGAUGUUUAUAGCUUCGGAAUUGUGAUGUUGGAACUUCUCACGGGUCGAAAAGCUCAUGACAGGACAAAACCUCGUGGGGAGCAAUUUUUAGUAAGAUGGGCAGUUCCUCGUCUUCAUGAUAUAGAAGCGUUAUCAAGAAUGGUUGACCCAUCUCUUGAUGCCACGUGUACAUCCAAGUCUUUAUCUCGAUUUGCAGAUAUUAUUUCUCUUUGUGUUCAGGCCGAACCCGAGUUUAGACCACCAAUGUCAGAAAUUGUACAAAAUCUCUUGCAAAUGACCAAGAUGAACCAUUGAAUUUUGGAAUUGAUGUUUCUUAAGGUUGUUGCCUUGUUGGUGUGCUAAAUUCUUCAUAGAAUUUAGCUAAUCUUGUCUUGAUUCGAUUUGUAAGUUAAAUUUGUUGGUUGUGUUUGUGUAAAAAAUAUGUUUUGCUUUGGGUUUAUUAUGAUGAUGGUGGAUAUUGGAUUGUGGGGGGACUAGCGAAUGGCGAUGCACUGGUGGUGGUUGGUCAUAUGGUUGUAGUUCAUUCAUUGGAUGGGUGUAAGAUUUUUCUUGAAUGACUAAAUACCUUUCUUGAUUUAGUGUCUAUUUGAGAACAUAAGAAGUGUUGUGAAUUUGUUAUAAACUUAGAUUUGGUUGUGGAGUAUAUAGAAUUGGCACUUAAGAAGUUCUUAAGAAAAAUGCG